Messenger RNA from Camelina sativa (false flax), 1708 nucleotides. NCBI's taxonomy places the organism in Eukaryota, Viridiplantae, Streptophyta, Magnoliopsida, Brassicales, Brassicaceae. The record is from RefSeq and is a predicted model, not a curated record.
AUGCUGAAUGACGUUAAUCCGUAUGUGAAGAACUUCAGGACAGCAAAAGAUAGGUUUCAAACAGACCAAGAACAACCUUUUCAUAUGAGAAUUGUUGCUGACCGUGUUGGAGUUGAUGGAAGAACUUACGGUAUGCCUACAGCAUCAGAGGUUGCUGCACUAAUACCCGGUGAUUUUAAAAGAGAAAUGCCUUCACGUGAUAUAGUUAUAGAGGAAAAAUCUACUGGUCACCUAAAGAGGAUAAGUGAAGUUCAUAUCUCAUAUUUGGCACUACAAUAUCCGCUAAUUCUUUGUUAUGGUGAAGAUGGUUUUAGACCUGGCAUCGAAAAAUGUUUUAAAGGAGCAAACAACACCAAGAAGAAAAAGAAGUGUAUUAGUAUGAGACAGUGGUUCGCAUUCCGGAUUCAAGAAAGGGAUAACGAGUGUCAUACGCUUCUACAGUCAAAGAGGCUAUUCCAACAAUUUUUGUGUGAUGCUUACACAACCAUUGAAACAAAUAGGUUGAAUUAUAUAAAGUUCAAUCAGUCAAAGAAGCGAUGUGAGAACUACAACAACAUAAAAGAAGCUGCUCAAUCAGGAAACACCACUAUGAGUCAACAAGGGAAUCAAAUUAAUAUUCCAACUUCCUUCACUGGUGGACCUUGGUAUAUGGUUCAAAGUUAUUAUGAUGCUAUGGCCAUAUAUAAACAUUAUGGAUUCCCUGAUCUAUUUAUUACAUUUACGUGCAAUCCUAAAUGGCCAGAGAUAACAAGAUAUGUAACAGAACGGGGGUUGACUUCUGAUGAUAGACCUGACAUCGUUGCAAGGAUUUUCAAAAUAAAGUUGGAUUCUCUAAUGCAUGAUUUAACAGAAAAGCAUUUGCUUGGCAAGACAGUUGCAGCUAUGUAUACUGUGGAGUUUCAGAAAAGAGGGCUUCCACACGCACAUAUCCUCUUAUUCAUGGACCAGAAAAGUAAACUACCAACAGCUGAUGAUAUAGACAAAAUGAUAUGUGCAGAGAUUCCAGUUAAAGAAAAAGAUCCCGAGCUUUAUGAGGUGAUUAAAGAUUGUAUGAUUCACGGUCUAUGUGGUGCAGCUAAUAGGAGUUCGCCAUGUAUGGUGGCUGGAAAGUGUUCUAAGCUAUACCCAAAAAAGCAUGAAGACAUCACGAGGGUUGGAGAAGAUGGUUAUCCUAUCUACAGGAGGCGUCGUACUGAACUGUUUAUUGAGAAGGGUGGUAUUAAGUGUGAUAAUAGGUAUGUCUCGGCUUCAGAGGCUAUUUGGAGGAUUUUCAAGUUCCCAAUCCAGUAUAGAACAACACCAGUACAAAGGUUAUCCUUUCAUGACGAGGGAAAGCAACCUGCUUAUUUUGAGGAAGACGAUGAAAUUGACACAGUUUUGGAACGAGUGGCAAAUCAAGAUUCUAUGUUUAUGGCUUAUCUCACUCUGAACAGAAUAAAUGCGGUUGGAAAAGAUGGAAAACAUGCAAGGGAGCUUACUUAUGCGCAAAUCCCUGCUUAUUUUACUUGGGAAGGUAAUAGGAAACGGUUUAAAAAGAGGACGAGAGGAUUUUCUUUGGGUCGAAUCAACUAUGUUCCACGUAGGCUAGAAGCUGAAUACUACUUACGAGUACUUCUCAACAUUGUGAAGGGACCUACAUGUUUUGAAGACAUAAAAACCUACAACGGUGUACUCUAUCCUUCUUAUAAAGAAGCCUGCUUUGCACGUG